AGCUUCCACAAGCCAGACGGGUUCUCAGGCUUCUUUUCCUCCCUUUCUCCGUUUCAUCGUCUCCGAAUCCUGUCAUUAUGGCGGACUCAGAAACUGACGGCCUGCGGAGCACCUUUCCCUCUUACAUGGCGGAGGGCGAGCGGCUCUAUCUAUGCGGGGAGUUCGCUAAAGCCGCCCAUAGCUUCAGCAACGCUCUUCACCUUCAGAAUGGAGAUAAGAACUGCUUGGUUGCCCGAUCCAAGUGCUUUCUCAAGAUGGGGGAGUUGGAGAAAUCCCUGGCGGAUGCUGAGGCUUCACUCCAGGGUGACCCGACUUUCUGCAAGGGGAUUUUACAAAAGGCUGAGACCCUGUACACCAUGGGAGACUUUGAAUUUGCCUUGGUGUUCUAUCAUCGAGGCUACAAGCUGAGGCCUGAUCGGGAAUUCAAAGUGGGAAUUCAGAAAGCCCAGGAAGCCAUCAACAACUCAGUGGGAAGUCCCUCCUCUAUUAAGCUGGAGAACAAAGGAGACUUGUUCUUCUUAAGCAAGCAGGCUGAGCGUAUGCAAGCCCAGCAGAAGCCACAUCCCGUGAGACAGCUCUUACACCACCCCAAGACAAAGUCCAAGCGGAAGAGUUCACUUAAGAGUGAGAAGAUUGUCUGCCAGCUCCUGGGCGAGCUCUACGUGGACAAGGAGUAUCUGGAGAAGCUCUUGUUGGAUGAAGACCUGAUCAAAGGCACCAUCAAGCGUGGCCUGACUGUGGAGGACUUCAUCAUGAUGGGCAUCAACUACCUGGACAUGCGCAGUGACUUCUGGAGGCAGCAGAAGCCCAUCUACGCCAGGGAGCGGGACCGGAAGCUGAUGCAAGAGAAGUGGUUGCGGGACCACAAACGCCGUCCGUCGCAGACAGCCCGCUACAUCCUGAAGAGCCUGGAGGACAUUGACGUGUUGCUGACCAGCGGCAGUGCUGAAGGCAGCCUUCAAAAAGCUGAGAAAGUGCUGAAGAAGGUGCUGGAAUGGAACAAAGAAGAGGUGCCCAACAAGGAUGAGCUGGUGGGAAACUUGUACAGCUGCAUUGGGAAUGCCCAGAUUGAGAUGGGGCAGAUGGUGGCAGCCCUGCAGAGCCACAAGAAGGACCUGGAGAUCGCCAAGGAACAUGAUCUUCCUGAUGCCAAGUCGAGGGCCCUGGACAACAUUGGCAGGGUUUUUGCCCGAGUUGGGAAAUUCCAGCAAGCCAUUGACACGUGGGAAGAGAAGAUCCCUCUGGCCAAAACCACCCUGGAGAAGACCUGGCUGUUCCAUGAGAUUGGCCGUUGCUACUUGGAGCUGGACCAGGCCUGGCAGGCCCAGAAUUAUGGCGAGAAGUCCCAGCAGUAUGCCGAGGAAGAAGGGGACAUCGAGUGGCAGCUGAACGCCAGCAUUCUGGUGGCACAGGCACAAGUGAAGCUGAGAGACUUCGAGUCAGCCGUGAACAACUUCGAGAAGGCCCUGGAGAGAGCGAAGCUGGUUCAUAACAACGAGGCGCAGCAGGCCAUCAUCAGUGCCUUGGACGAUGCCAACAAGGGCAUCAUCGAAGAGCUGAAGAAAACCGACUACAAGGAGAUACUCAAAUAUAAGGAGAAAGAAGAUGCCACUGUGUUGGAUAGUACAGCAGUGAUGGCAAAGGAGAAAGAAACAACGAGGGUGAAAGAUGAACCUGAAAAGGUGAUGAAGCAGUGGGAAGCAGAGCAAAUCGAGAGUGAGAAAGAGAUCGAAGAUGACUUGUCUAAGGAAACUCUGGGGAUCACAGCUGGUAGACAAGAAGAAGAUAGGCAGAGAGGAGAAACAGAAAAAGCCAGCUCCUUAAGGAGAACAGAAGAGGCAAUGAUGGGGAGACAUUCAGGAGACAUUGCCAAAAGACAGCCUGGAGAAGUAGGUGUAAGAUUGGGAGAAGGAGGCAAGAAACUAUCAGAAGUGAGCAGAAGGGAAUCAGGAGAUAUUUGUAGGAGGCCUUCAGAACUGGACCAAAAGCCCUCAGAAGAAUUAAGCACAAACGAAUCGGAAGGACUUGAGAAGAGACUUUCAGAAACCGGCAGAAGAGAGUCAGAAGAACUUGGGAAAACAGAAUCGGGAGAAAUAGGAGAAAUGGAAAAAACAGAAAAUACUGAAAAAAUGGAAAAAGAUGAAAGGGAAGGUGAAUGAAGCCAUCAUUACUAAGCAUUAGGAUCAGGGGGCUGGUGUUCACAGGGACCAUGGAGAGAUCUUAUUAAACUGGAACUUCAAGCUGAGAUUUGUCUCCAAAAGGAAGAAAUGUGGACUGGGCCCCACAGAUCGAUCUCCAUCUCUAUUACUGUUUUCCCUUUAAAUAUGCAUCUUUCAGUCUUACAAA
Messenger RNA from Camelus dromedarius (Arabian camel), 2346 nucleotides. It is a transcript of the gene ODAD4, whose product is annotated as outer dynein arm docking complex subunit 4. NCBI's taxonomy places the organism in Eukaryota, Metazoa, Chordata, Mammalia, Artiodactyla, Camelidae. The record is from RefSeq and is a predicted model, not a curated record. Gene Ontology annotation, molecular function: protein binding. Gene Ontology annotation, cellular component: cytoplasm. The transcript is spliced from 12 exons. The coding region runs from base 78 to 2159 and encodes 693 amino acids.